Acinonyx jubatus (cheetah) is the source of this 24430-nucleotide messenger RNA. It is a transcript of the gene NHSL2, whose product is annotated as NHS like 2. Bases 11657 to 15208 code for a protein of 1183 amino acids. The transcript has 9 exons. The record is from RefSeq and is a predicted model, not a curated record. Lineage: Eukaryota; Metazoa; Chordata; Mammalia; Carnivora; Felidae. Gene Ontology annotation, biological process: cell differentiation.
ACACACACAGUUGAGAGUUAUGUUGUGGGUGUCGAAUAAAUGUUUGAUGAGUGAAUACAUGAAGUUGAGGAGUAAGAAGACCUAAAGCUACACUCGCAUCCUUCCAAUACUUGCCCAUUUCAGUGGCAAUAUCAUCAGCUUCUGACUCACCAGAUGGAAUUGGUUCCAUUUUUGGAGCCAUUUUUGCCCUGGCUCUGUCUUUCCUUUCUCACUGCUUCUAUUCUCAUUCAGAUAAUUCUCAUCUAUCCUCUACCUUCCUGCCUCUGGUCCCUUUCCCCUCUAGUUUACUAACAAAACUCUACAGCUACACACUAGACCUCAAAGACAUAUUUCCAGAAUCUUUCUUUUCCACUCCAAACCUGCUUUUGCUACCUUGGUGUCUCUGGUUCUUGGAAACCAUAUCUGCUUUUCCCAAUGUCCCCAGCUCUAUUACAGCCUGAUGUUUAGCUUCAUGCCCACUUUCAUCCUAGACGCUGCUCUAUGACUUGACCUGAACUGUCGUGCCCUUGCACCCAACAGCUUUUGUAUUCCAACCUAUUUACAGUGCCCCAGAACUCUGGUUGGUCUACAGGGAAAGUCAAAUAUGGCGGCCUCGUUCUCUCUUCACAUAUUUCUAUUAUUUUAUAUAUCGUCUUCAUAAGUACAUUCUAAGCUCUUGUAGGGUAGGGAUAUCUGUGUCUUAUUCCUCUCUUUAUCCCUUGCAACACAAGCAUCUUCUUUCAUUCAUUCACUCAUUUCUUAAAGACUGAAUGUCCAUUCUAUGCCAGGCCUGAUACCAGGUGUUAGGGCAACAGAGGGCAGGCAGACACAGUCUAGUAUAUCCUAGGAGAUUCAAGGUAACAGGGAGGUCUAAUAACAUGAGAUUGGCAAACUGAUUUGAGGCCCAGAAUGGUAGAAAUAUUUGGGAACAUGGUUGAUGAACAGGCAGGGACUGUCCAUGCCUAGAACAGAUAAGGAAGAAAGUUGGGCCAACAGAUGCUGGAAGGCUACCUUUAGAAGCCUGGGGGAGAAGUGGGAGAAGGAGAUGGAGUAUUGUCUGCUUUUUCCAAAAUGACUGCCUAGAAGGGGAAGUAGUGAUUCUGGUUCUGACAAAAACAACAUUUCCAGUUGUUACCUGAAACAAUAGGAUUUGGAGGGGGGUGUGGUUCUGAGAGGUGGGUGAUGUAAUGGGAAUGGCACUAAACUAAACUUCUUUCUAGAACUCAGAUUCUAUGACCCCUUGACCUGGGUCUCAGUGCCAGUUCUCCCUCUUGCUGGCUAUCAGACCUUGGCUAGCUCCAUUCCCCUACCACAGCCCCGCUUCUUCCUCUCUGACUUGGCAGGAUGUGGAGUGGGGUGGUGUUCAAGGAGCUUGGAUUCAUGAACAGUAAGCUUCCUCCAGGCUGUUGACAUUCUUGGCAUGCAACGGGAACAGAAGCAUGGAUUAGGAAGGCUCAAGCAGCAGAGUGGACUCAAGUCGGGGAGGUGGGUGAAGAGUGGAAGGAGAGAGGGCCUGACUAAGUUGCCACAUCUGCACAGUGAAAGGGGGGAUCAACCCCCUCCCUGACCCAUGACAACUACAAUAAGUUAGAGAGGCUACAGUUUUCCAAAUUGCCCUUUAGCUUGUUAGAAGUUUGUAGGCAACCCCCAGACUCUUAAAUGGGAGGCCCAGGGCAUGGCAGAGCCAGUGACUGCAGUGCCCUGGACAUCUGGGGGAGGGGGGACAGCAAGUGAAGUCAUGAGGGAGGCUACAGGGAGAGGCCUUGGGGGACUCUCCUGAGGUAAAGCCCAAGGGCAGGCAGUCCCUGAAAAGGAGCUCUCUUCUUGGCCUCAGAAGACCUGGCCUUGGCAUGAGUUUUAAAGGAAACAUUUAAAGAUCCCAGGUCUCCAAAGAAUACAAAUGGCAUGGUAUUACGUGAGGUGUUGGGAGUUAUUUUGCAUAGUAGGGGAACUUAGCUGGAGGUAGCGCUUUGCCUUGGGGGUUGGAUCUGCACCCUAAUCUAUAGAAGCCCAUUUGUAAAAAAAAAAAACAAAACAGUAGGAUCUAACACUUAAAGAGCAUCUGCUCCCUCCUAGUUGAGGAUCUAAGCACUUUACAUAUGCUCAUUAACUCUGCACAUCCUCCUAGCAACCCCUGUUUUACAUCUAAGAAGACAGGCACAGAGAGGCUAAAUACAUUGGACUAGAUCACACAGCUAAUGAGCCUAAGGAGCAGAGGAGCAGGCUGAUCUGUCUCCAGAGCAAUAAACUGCAAUGCUAUUAGUGGCCUCUGUUGACUGACAUCAGUGGAAUUACAGCUCUUUUAAUAUCACAUUACACCUGUUUCAGGUAGCUCAAAAAACCAUGAAUGCUCAUCACUACCUCAAAAUUAUGAUAGUCAUAGGGACACCUGGGUGGCUCAGUUGGUUAAGCUUCUGACUUUGGCUCAGGUCAUGAUCUCACGGUUCAUCUGUUGGAACCCCACGUUGGGCUCUGUGCUGACAUCCAGGAGCCUACCUCAGAUUCUGUGUCCCCUUCUCUCUAUGCCCCUCCUGCACUUGUGUUCUCUCUCUCUCUCAAAAAUAAAUAAACAUUUAAAUUUUUUUUAAUUAUGGUAGUCAUUAGACCCACUACUAGAUCUUGUUAUAUUGAAUGUGUUAAUCAAGAUACACAUAUGACUAGAUUAUAAAUUGUGUUUCAGCAUACGGUAAUCAGUUUCCUUUGUAAUCCUUCAUAAUUUAUUGGAUGCAUUUAAAAGCAUUUUAUCCAUUGGGGUCCCUGGGUGGCUCAGUUGGCUAAGCAUCUGACUUUGGCUCAGGUCAUGAUCUCGUGGCUCGUGAGUUCGAGCCCCGUGUCAGGCCCUGUGCUGACAGCGUGGAUCCUGGAGCCUGCAUCGGAUUCUGUGUCUCCCUCUUCUCUGCCCUCCCCCACCACCUCAAAAAUAAAUAAACAUUAAAAACAUUUUUUAAAAAGCAUUUUUUUCCAAGAAAGUGUACAAAGGCAGCAUCAGGUCGCCAAAGGGGUCCACAGCAUGCUCUAGAAGGUUCUUCUGAUAUUGGGUAGGCUGAAGACUUGGGAAGCAUGUGCACUGAGCACCCCUCUGUGCCAGGCACUUCACCUAUAUGCUUUCACAGCAGCCCCAUGAGUUGGGUAUGAUUAUUCCACUUGACAAAUGAGGAACCCAAGACUAGCAAGGAAGGAGCCUUAUCUCUACAGUCACCAUCAAGUAAGUGGCCAAGCUGGGACAUGCAUCCAGGUGUGUCUGACCAGAGUCCACUUUGUAACCACUGCAGCUCUCUGUCUUCCUUGAAAGGUUAAUGUCAGCCCUCAAAUGCAGCUCCCUCAAAUACAAAUGACCCCCAAAGUCAAAGGACACCUGAAUGCACACUAGGUGACACUACUUUUUCAGCCCCAGAGCAUCCUCAGACGUGAGGUAUAGAUUGAGGGCACUUCCAGGGAGAAGGGGAGCAUCUGAGAACAUUACCAGGCUUGAUGCUACUGCACCCAGAGGGAUGCAAAAUAAUAGCUGACAGCUGCAUGCCUGAGUUCAAAUCCCAGGUCUGCCCCUUGUACACUCACAGACCAAUUUGAUGCCUCAAUUUCCUCAACUAUAAAAUGAGGAUGAUAAUGGUACCUCCUAAGACGAUAGUGGUGGUAAGGAUUCAGUGAAGUAACACAAAAAGCCUUUGGCACUGUGCUUGACACUGUGGUGUGAGCCAUUGCUAUUAUCUUCUCCUGAGAGGGAUGCAUGGAGGGAGCCUGGGGCUUCUGGAAGAACUUUGGGAGAUGUUGACCCUUUGUCCUUCCCCAUACCUGUUAUCUGGUCACCCUUGCCAUGAUUCCCAGAUGUAGUAAGCAGCAGAAACCCUCAAAUCUGUGGUUCGCACCUCUGACUGCACAUUGAAAUCACCUGCAGAGCUUUCAUGAUGGCAGUGCCCAGUCCCCACCCCCACCCCCAGACUAACAGGACCUGACUCCAGGGAUGAGGCUCGACUAGGAGCUUUUUUCCAAAGCUCUUCAGGAGACUCUAAUGCAGAGACAGCUAAGAGCUAUGCCCUCAAAAGGAAAUGGGGCUGUGUGCUGCUCUUUGGGGACAAUGAGUAAGGAGGCAGAAGCUUGGAGACCAUGCCCCGCUCUGCAGACAGGAUGAAAAGGAACAGAAGCCCAGACAUGGAGAGGAAGUGGGCAGCUAUAGGGAGGAAGAGGAGCUGGAGCCCACAGUAAGAAAGAGCUACAGUGGAGCCACCAGGGCCAGAGCCUGGCUCCAGGCCCCACCAGGAUGAUGUCCUAGGUGGUUUUCCCACAGAAGGAAAUGGGAAAUAUGGGGGUGAAGGCAAGAUGAGGAUGUGCUCGCAGCCUCUUUCUGUGCCCUCGAAUGGUAGCUUCUGAUGGGUUGCUAACACCUUGCAAGGAACCUGGGAGACGGUCUGUUCCUCCUCCUUCUCCCAGACACAAACAAAAUGGCUCCCCAUCUAACCACUCAUAAGCUCACACCCAGAUUCCACCUUCACCCAACACAGCAGAAGGUCCCAACUCCAGUCCAUGUAAAUAUCUGGCAGCCAGAGCAGAACCGGGAUCAGAUACCAGGUCCCCAAGGGUGCUGCCUUCUGCUGUAACAGGAGACUGCAGCAAGCUGGGAGCUCAGCAGGGCUGUGAUUAUUAUGUUUUCACAUGUCAAGAAAGGAAACAGGGGCAGAGAGGAGGAAGGUGACUUGUUCUCAGUGACAUAGGGAGCAGUGGUAGAGGCAGGACUCCUCAUCCUGUGCUCCUUUUCCCACACUCAGCUUUGGCUGCUAAUCUUCCAGUUCCUGGAAACUGACCAACUCCCCACCAUGGCCCUGUGUCUGUAACAGGGUCUCCUGAGUCACCCAGAAGAGGUCUUGAGUGGGCUGCUCUGAGAGAAUGUCAAAGAACCCUCUAGCUCUGAGUCUGAAUCAAGAGUGCAGGUGUGGGACAUUUGGGGUUCUGUGAUCGUGUUGCCUUCCCCCCAUCUUUUGUUCUGGGACGUAUUUUGGCUAGGUGAGAUUUUCCUCUCUCCCCUCCCCCCCCACCCGUCCCAAAGUGGAGACUAUGUCUUUAAGAAAGGACGAGUCAGAGCCGCGGGGAUCAGUUUCAAGCAACCCUCAGAAGGCGAAUCUGGAUUGAGUUUAGGAAGAAAAAAGAAAGGGUUAGCUUUGGUCCUGCCUCCUUUCCUUUCUCUCCUUUGCUUGUCCCUCCUCCGGCCUUAGUUUGGAAAGUCUGUUAACUUGGCCAGGAGGUUACGGAGCCCAGGGCUUUCCCCAGCAGCCUUGUCCUCUCACCUUGUCCCUCCUCCAGCUCCCGAGCACACGAUCUGGAGGACUGCUGGGCAAGUUGCUGGAAUGACUAGGUACGUGGCUGGGACGUUUUAACCUUCGCCCUUUCAUUGAGGUCUGGGGAGUCCAAUACGGACCUGGUGGGAAAUGGGAGGGGGGCCCUCAGGACCUCCAAGAACCUUGGUAACUGAGUCAGGAAGAAGAUGGAUAGGCUUUGGCCACAAUCCUCUCGGUGAUUCCGCCAGGGGCUCUGUGUUCGGGUGUCUGUAGGCUCAGAGAGGCUUGGUCCAUGCAGCCUGUCCCCCUGCGCCACUUGUGAGUUGCCUACUCAACCCCUGCUGGGUGGGAGUUUGGGACUGUGGAGUGUUGAGUUUGCUGCUGGAGGAACUGAAGCCAGAGAGGUGCUGGGAACCCCAUGAGAAAGGCAGAUGGGAAUACAUCCAGCCCCAGCCAUCUGUCUGUCCAUGAUACUCUGGUGGCAUGUAACCUCUCAGAUGAGGUAAAUGGGAUUCAGUCUGCUCAAGUUGCAUUUGCCGAGGCUCAGGAGCCAUUGCAAGGUCUUCUUGGGCUUGUUUUCACCUUUCUGGGAUGAUGACAAGCAAGGUUCUUAAUUUUUAAGGACUCAGUUUACACUUCAGAGAAAAGGACUUAAUGAUACUUACCUGAAAGAUGGGAACACAAAGAAAGAGGUAGAGAAGGCAAACUGGGCUGGUGAUAGAGAUUUCUGUAAGCUCAAGAAUGUUUUCCCUAUAUAUUUUAGGAUUCAUCCAUGCAUUUAUUUGUAUAUGUAUUCAACAAACAUCUGUUAAAUGCCUAUUGGUGCCCAUUGCCUAUGUGGAAAAACUGACAACCCAAUAUGGCAGCUGGUCUUCCCACCUGACCUCCUUUGCCAGGUCUCUAUUCCUCCCUUCCCUCACCCACAUCCCAGCCCAUUUGAGAGUGGAAGAGGCACCAGCUUCUAGUGCACUCAGGUGACCUGAUGAAGGCAUGAUAAGUGCUGAUGUUGUUGGCACUAGAGUAGGUAAGUCUCACUUGACAAUUGUUUUCUCUUGAAAGAGACUUGGGCCUGAGCCCCAAACAUGACCUCAACCACUGGGGAGGACUUUGAAGAUCAGGAAUCAGCAGGGAUGCAAAAGUUUAGCCUAACCCCUCCCAGGCAGAAGGGGCAGUCAGGCGCAUCUUUAGACAUUAGGGGUAGAGCUGGGCCCCUGGUUGGGCCUUCAGCAUCAAAUGUGGGCCAAGCAUUGGUUGGAUUUGCCAAAAACAUCUGAGGACUGUUCUUCUUGACUUAAUGAGUUGUCAUAACUUGGGCAGGAGGCAUUCUGGGAUCUCAGCCACCUAGGCUGUUGAGGAAGGGGUGGGGUUGUGAAUACCAGUUCUUAGGUGGUCCGUUGGAUGUGGAAGGCUUAGGCAUGGCACAGACAGGCGCGUGUCUCUGUGCGUGUAUGUGUGUGUGUGUGUGUGUGUGUGUGUGUGUGUGUGUUAUAGGAAGUAGCUCCUAUGAAAAAAGUCUGGCAAAAGCUGGGUGAGAAGUAUAACCCUAUCCUAGUAGGAUUGGGAUUCAGGCUUGGUCUCAUAACUGGCAGGUUGCAUAAGGGCCCAAUGAAUACAGUGAAGGGGCAAUGAGACCAAUGCUAAGGCCUGCUCACCCUGCUUGGGCAGAAAUGGGAGUAGGGUGAGUGGAUGUGUGAGUUUCGUGACGCUGGCUAAGAGGGGCUGAGUGGGACUGCCAGGAACUACCACCACCCUACUUAAAAAACAAACCUGCCUAGCAAUAUCUGUCUACACUGCACUCUGGCCGUUUUGGGCUUGAGCUAGGCUUAUCUGAGGGGUUAUUUCUGAGCCUGGAACGGAGAUGGGGAAUGGACUGUGUGAUUUCUCGAGGCUAUGAUGUCGACACUCUGCAAACUUAUUAUCCCUUGUUCACCCUUCAAAUCCCACCAUGGCUGCUCCUGACUCCCAUGAAGGGCUGUCACAGAGCCAGACCUCCUGUUCUUGCAGGUAGGACCCUCUGCCCUCUCACGUGUGAUGCUCACUUCCUGGAUCACAGGCUCUGCCUGCAAGUUCCUGUCAUUCCUUCCCAGAAUAAAGCAGCUGCCUGAAGCAAGUUGUUCAGCUGGGUUGCUGAAGGGAAGGGGAAAGGUAGAGCAGGGGGAUUGUGUUGGAAAGGUUAAAUGCCAGCCAGCAUUCUAGAGAUAAAAUAGGGAGCUGGGCCUUCCCAUCUAGAACAACUUCAUGGAAGAAACUCAGUAAAGGUUGCUUCCUCUCCCUGGUGAGUGUGUAUUUUUGAGAAAUGUUUCCUCUCCAUUUUCUCUACAAGUCUCAUCAUCUGAGGGGAGCAGCAGCUUUUGUGUACUAUUUUCUUUUAAGUGGAGAAAAUUUCCCCGGAAAUGUAAAGCUGAGUGACUCCAGUAAAAAGAUCCAAGCGAGUGAGGCUUCUGCCCAAGUAUGGGAAAAUAUCCAUCCAUCUCUCCACUUAAUUAGAAAAAUGAUCUGCUGAGUAGUGAGUCAUGCUGCCCGUCAGCAAACAGCACCAUCUCUAGCCACAGGGCCAGGAAUAACAUAGGUGAGAGAUGACAGCAACAGUGACGAAGAAAAGAUGCUAAGGGAUUCGGAUUCCUGAUGCCAGCAGCUACUUGUACCACGUUUGCCCCCUCCUGUGCAAUAGAUAAUGCGCUGAACAGAGCUGCAUCAUCUGUGACGCAGAUCAAUAUGGCCGGGGCUCAUCAUGCAUCUUUGUAAGUGGGAUCCCUGCAGGGUGCAUCCAGGAUCAAUCCACAGCUCUUUGGGUACCUUGGGAGUUUAUUUUCAUUCAGGAAAACAUACAUGCAGUAAAUUGCAUAAAGUACACUAGUUGUCAAUGCACAGCUCAAUGAAUUUUUACAUACGUAUACAUGUGUGUAACCACCACCCAGAUCAAAGUAUAGAACAUCUAAAGCACCACAGAAGGCUCACUUUUGCCCCUUCCCCUUGGUGUUCUUUAUUUACAUGUCCCAAAGUGCUACAACCAAAUGUUUGUGUUCAGUGGUGUACUGGUAAAUGUUUAACAGCCAGUUCUGGUGUGUGUAGUGGGGGUGCUGGGCUUUGUAGUGUCUGCCAAUUUUUGUGGCAUAAAUAUUCCCAUCAUGGCUGAUUUCAAGCUACAGUUUAAUAACUGGCUUGCAAAAUUCUAAAAAUUUAACAAUUGGCUCCGGUGAGGAAGGACAAACUGGCUCUAGCACACCAGUGGUUGUGAUGGAGUAUCAAAGAGAGCCAGGUCCACCGGUCUACCCAGCCCAGCCUUGUGGGGUGCUGGUAAGGUGCUGCUCUCAAAUAUUCCCAGGUCCAGCCCCCUUAGUGAGGAGAGAAUUGUUCACAGGAUUUAAAGUGAUCUCUAAUUUCUUUUGUCCGUGCACCAGACAUCAGUUGUGCCCCUACCUCAUGGCAAGCUCUAGAGUCAAAAACAUGAGUAAACCACGGUUCUAUCUCUAAAGGAGUUCAGGUAAUUUAACACUUGGAGGGAGAGGCAGACAUGCGGAAGUCCUCAUAUGAGUGAAGUCAUAUGAUAUUUGUCUUUCUCUGACUGACUAAUUUCACUUAGCGUAAUAGCCUCCAGUUCCAUCCAUGUAGUUGCUAAUGGCAAGAUUUCAUUCUUUUUGAUUGCCGAGUAAUACUCCAGUGUGUGUGUGUGUGUGUGUGUGUGUGUGUGUGUGUGUAUUUAUGUAUACCACAUCUUCUUUAUCCAUUCAUCCAUUGAUGGACAUUUGGGCUCUUUCCAUACUUUGGCUAUUGUUGAUAGUGCUGCUAUAAACAUUGGGGUGCAUGUGUCCCUUCAAAACAGCACACCUGUAUCCCUUGGAUAAAUACCUAGUGGUGCAAUUUCUGGGUCUUAGGGUAGUUCUAUUUUUAGGUUUUUAAAAAAAGUUUUUUAACAUUUAUUGAUUUUUGAGAGAGAGACAUAGCACGAGUGGGGGAGGGGAGAGAGAGAGGGAGACACAGAAUCCGAAGCAGGCUCCGUGCUCUGAGCUGUCAGCACAGAGCCUGAUGUGGGGCUCAAAGUCACAGAGUGCGAAGUGCGAGAUCAUGACCUGAGCUGAAGUCCAACACUUAACAGACUGAGCCACCCAGGUGCCCCUAUUUUUAGUUCUUUGAGGAACCUCCAUACUGUUUUCCAGAGUGGCUGCACCAGCUUGCAUUCCCAUAAGUUUAGCCAUUCUGAUAGGUGUCGUGAUACUGCACUGUGGCCUCAACUUACAUUUCCCUAAUGGCUAAUGAUGUUGAACAUCUUUGCAUGAGUUUAUUUGCCAUCUGUAUAUCCUCUUCAGUGAAAUGUCUGUUCAUGGCUUUUGUCCAUUUUCUAAUUGAAUUGUUCAUUUUUUUUUUUUACUUUUGAGUUUUGAAAGUGCUUUAUGUAUUCUAGAUACUAGUCCUUUGUUAACUAUGUGGUUUGCAAAUACUUUCCACUACUCUGCAACUUGUGUUUUCAUGGGCUUUUACAGAGCAAAAAGUUUUAACUUUAAUGAGGUUGAAUUUAUAAAAUUUUUCAAUUUUUCCUUUUAUGCCUUGUCCUUUCAGCAUCAAGUCCAAGAACUCUUUGUCUCACCUUAGAUUUUCUCUAACCCAUUUUGAGUUAAUUCAUUCUUUUGUACAGUGUGAGGUUUAGGCUGAAGUUGUUUGUUUGUUUUGUUUUGUUUGGAGGUGUUUUUGUUUUGUUUCAUUUUGAUUUGAUUUUGGGUGUUUGUUAGUUUGUUUGCCUGUGGGUCUCAAUUCUUUCAGUACCAUUUGUUGAAAGGGCUAUCCUUCCUGUAUUGAAUUACUUUUGCACCUUUGUCAAAAUCAGUUGGGUGUAUUUUGUGGGUCUGUUUCUGGGUUCUUUAUUUUGUGCCAUUGGUCUGUAUACUGACCUCAUAAAUGAAUUGGGGGAGUGUUCCCUCCUUUUCUAUUUUCUGUAAAAAACUGUGUAAAAUUGGUGUUAAUUUUUCUUUAAAUGUUUGGUAGAAUUCUCCAAUGAAAUCACCUUGGCCUGGCGAUUUCUUUUUUGGAAGCUUUUCAAAUUUUGAAUUCAAUUUUUUAAAUCAUAGAACUAUUCAGACAAUCCAUUUCUUGAUUGAGUUUUGGUAAUUUGUGGUUUUGAAGUAUUGGUCCAUUUCUUCUAAGCUGUUGAAUUUGAGUAGUAAGUUGUUCAUAAUAUUUGCUUAUUCUAUCUUUAAUGGUUUCAGGAUCUGUGCUGAUAUCUCUGUUUUAUUCCUUAUAUUGAUGAUCUGUGUCUUCUCUCUUUUUCACCUUUGUUUGUCUUGCUAGAGGUUUAUUAAUUUUGUUGAUUUUUUUUGAGCCAGCUUUUUUUUCAUUGUUUUCGCUCAGUUGCUUUUUCAUUUUCAAUUUCAUUGAUUUCUGCUCUUAUCUUUAUUCUUUCCUUAAAUCUUCUUGCUUUGAGUCUAUUUUUCUUUUCUACUUUCUUGGGGAAGGAACUUCCAAAUUAUGGAUCUAAGGCCUUUCCCCUUUACUGAUAUAAGCAUUUAGUGCCAUAAAUUUCCCUCUAACUACUGUUUUAGAUCCCACAAAUUUGGUAUGUUGUAUUUUAAUUUUUACCAAGUUCAGUGUAUUUAAAUUUUUUCUUUGAGGCGUCCUCUUUGACCCAUGAUUAUUUAGAAGUGUGUUGUUUAAUUUCUACAUGCUUGGAGAUGUUCCUGUUGUCUUUUUAAAAUUGAUUUUAAUUUUGAUUCCAUUAUAGUCAGAGAACACACUCAAUAUGACUCCAAAUAUUUAUAUUUAUUUAUUCAUUAAUUCAUUAAUUCUGCUUUGUUUUGUUUUUGUUUUUGUUUUGAAGUAGCAAUUAGUAGAAGUUUAUUGUGCACACACCAGAAAGACAGUUUGCAAACCAGGAGCAUUCAAACCAAAAUCAUUCAUUAAGUUUUGAAAGAGAGACAGAGAGCACAAGCAGAGGAUGGGCAAAAGGAGAGGGAGAGAUAGAAUCUUAAGCAGGCUCCACAUCCAGCACAGAGCCCAACACGGGGCUCAAUUUCACGACUGUGAGAUCAUGACCUGAGCCGAAAUCAAGAGUCAGACACUUAACUGACUGAGCCACCCAGGUUCCCCUCAGAUAUUUUUAAUGUAUUGAGGUUUGUUUAUAUUCUAGGAUACACUUCAUCUUAAUGGGUGUUCCAUGAAUGCUUGAGAAAAAUGUGUACUCUGUUCUUGUUGGGUGGAGUGUUUUAUGUAUGUAAGUGAGAUCCUAUGAGUUGAUUGUGUUGUUGAGUUCUUCUGUGUAGUAGGUCUAUCAAUUAUUGCAAGUGGAAUUUGUAAGUCCCCAGUUAUAAUUGUGGAUCCACCUAUAUCUGCUUUCAGCUCUGGUAGCUUUUGCUUCUUGUAUUUUGCAGCUCUAUUAUUUUUUAUAUACACAUUUAGGAUUGCUGACUUCCUGGUGGAUGUAUCCUUUCAUCAUAGGAACAGAGUGCACUUCUGUAGGACUGAUACUACUAGGUGGCGGUGGGAGACACCAGACCUGUGAAGAAGGAAAACUUUUCCAGGACAGAUGCCUGUGGAGCUCCUACUUGAUUCCUAGUGGUCCAGUGGUAGCAGAUGCUGCAGCUAACUCGGGUCGGGAAAAUGCGACAGCGACUGCCCACUCGAGGUCGUCAUGGCGACAGCCAGUGAACGUGUUCCUCUCCUCGGGCAGGCCCCCGAGUGUAGAGGAGCUGCUUCGAGAGGCGCAGCUCAAUCUCCAGAGCCUGUUGCAAGAAGAAUAUGAGGAACAGUACUCGGAGGCCAGACUCCUGGGGCAGACCUUCCGCUCUGCUGAUGAGGCCCCUGAGCCCACCCUUAGCCCAAGGCCCCAGGCUGGCAGGCGUCUGGAGUUUGUAUUGAUGCCUACAAAACGGCAGCUGAGCGAGGAUGAGACUACCACCCAGGGUGUGAGGGCCCCUGAGGCCUCCCUGAGCCUGUCUACCACAACCGACAAGCAAGCUGCCUGGAAUAGCCCCUUCCCUCUGCCCAUCCUAGACGAGAAACGGUGGCCUCAACCUUGCUCCACGCACUCUGACAUUGUGCCCAUCAAUAUCUCUGGGCAGCAGUUUGAUAAACAUGCAAGUUUGCGACACUCGUUGUUUAACACAGAGACAGCCGUGAACCCCAAAUCCACCCUGAGGCGGAGGCGGACCAUUAUUGGAUUCUCUAACUUUUCCCAGCGAGACCAAGGUCACAGCAAUAGCCCAGCGGGCAGUGUGGCCUGCUCCACCACCUCAGACAUCAGGCUCAGUCAUUCGGUCCCAGAAGGUGUCCAUGGAAGAGUUGCAGUUGGUCAGGAAGUUCAUUUCCCAAAUCUCCCCUCACCAGUACUGAGGAGUCCUUUGAGUGAUCCAGAAGAAACUCUCCAGGUGCGUGGUGGCGCACACCCUCCUAGCAUGGAGAGCAUAGGAAUGGUGUAUAGCAUCCCCAGUUCUUGCAAUGGACCAACCGAAUCGACAUUCUCUGCUUCCUGGAAGGGAGACACUUUUACCUACAUGACUCCAAGUGCCACCAGUCAGAGUACUCAAGUCAGUGAAAAUGGAAAAAAUCCUUCCUCUGGGAAUGUUUGGGUGUCUCUGCACACACUACCACCUCUAGUUCCUAAGGAAGCUGCUACCCUCUUUGUUACUUGUGAUAACCCAGCAGGAUGCAGUGGGUCAGUUGGCUACUCUGAGCACCCUGCUCAACGAAGGCAGGCAGUGGAACGACCCUCCAAGAUUGGCCUUCUCACUAGUGUUACCUCAAGGAUGGAGACAGGCCCAGGUGGGGCCAACAAGUUCCGGGAGCGGUCACUGUCUGUGCCCACAGACUCAGGCACCGCAGAGGUGGACUAUGAUGAGGAACAGAAGGCUGGUGAAGCCUGUGCCCUGCCUCAUGCCAGUACAAGUUCUGAGGGCAGUAACAGUGCUGAAAACAUUGCCUCCCUUCGUGCCCAACAGGAGACCCAGCACAGAAGACAGAGAUCCAAGAGUAUCUCGCUCAGGAAGGCCAAAAAGAAGCCUUCCCCACCAAUGCGCAGUGUCUCACUGGUCAAAGAUGAGCCAGUCCUCUUGCCAGAAGGUGGGUCAGCCCUACCCAAGGACCAGAGGCCCAGGAGCCUUUGCCUCUCCUUGGAACACCAAGGACAUCACUCAUCCCAGCAGGAUGCUCAGGGUCACCCAGCUGUGCCGACCUUCAAAGAUCCGGAAGGCACACAAUUCUCCCACCACUGGUAUCUUACUGACUGGAAGUCUGGUGACACCUACCAAUCCUUGUCCAGCUCCAGCACUGCCACGGGCACCACAGUCAUUGAGUGCACCCAAGUUCAGGGCAGCUCAGAGUCUCUUGCCUCCCCCUCCACGUCCAGAGCCACGACACCUUCCCAGCUCUCCAUUGAGGUGGAGGCCAGGGAAGUAUCCUCCCCAGGAAGGCCUGCUGGGUUGAUGUCACCCUCCAGUGGAUACUCCAGCCAGUCAGAGACACCAACACCCACCGUCUCCAUGUCCUUGACGCUGGGCCACUUGCCCCCUCCAAGUGGCAGUGUCCGGGUGCGUCCAGUGGUACCUGAGAGGAAGUCAUCACUACCCCCGACAUCACCAAUGGAGAAAAUGUCCAAGUCACGGCUGUCGUUUGAUCUACCACUGACCUCGUCAAGCAACCUGGAUCUGUCCGGGAUGAGUAUCUCCAUCCGAAGCAAAACCAAGGUGAGCCGGCAUCACUCAGAUACAAAUUUUGGGGCCAAGCUGGCCCAGAAAACGAGCCCCAACCAGCCAGUUAUGCCCAUGGUUACUCAGUCUGACCUACGUUCCAUUCGCCUGAGGUCAGUCAGCAAGUCUGAGCCAGAAGAUGACAUCGAGAGCCCUGACUAUACUGAGGAAGCAGGAGCAGAAGUCUUCACCUUGCCAGAGAGAAAGAUAAAACCUCCCAUAGCUGAGAAGCCCCCCGUGGCCCGAAGGCCUCCAAGCUUGGUCCACAAGCCACCAUCUGUCCCCGAGGAGUACCCGCUAACUUCGCUUACCUUGGCUAUGACCCCCAAGAGCUCCAUUCAACACACGAGGCCACUCCCUCCAGACGUCUACACAGUGGUGCGGAAACCAAAGUCCUCCAGCCCUGAGGGCAGAAGCCCAGGGGAGUCAACAGCAGCCUCAACUCUUGUUUUCACACCUUUUGCUAGUUCCUCUGGUGCUUUCUUCUCAGGAACACAGCAACCUCCCCAGGGAAGUAUGGAGGAUGGAGGCCCCAAAGUGAGAGCCCUGCCUGAAAGAAUUAGCCUCCAGAGCCACGAAGAAGCAGAGAAAAAGAAAGGCAAGAUACCACCCCCUGUCCCAAAAAAGCCCAGUGUGCUGUACCUGCCUCUCACACCACCCACAGCUCAAAUGGAGGUGUAUGGAACCGAACCAAGGCUGUCUCUCAGCCCCAUCAUCACCCUUCAGGAAGAAGCCAGCUGUCCCCCCACCAGUGACCAACUGCAGUCACCUGGUACAAGGAUGACUUCAACACCGGAGGCUGAAGGUGAAAGGGAGGCAAGUCCUCUAGGGAGUUCUACAGAAGCAAGCACUGAAGAAAAAAGUGUAAUCAGUGAUAAAACAGCCGAAUGGAUUGCUGAAGAGGACGAUGACGUGUUUGUGGCUUCACGCACAACUGAAGAUUUGUUUACUGUGAUACACAGGUCCAAAAGAAAGCUGCUUGGCUGGAAAGAGCCUGGUGAGGCCUUUGCUGGCGGCAGCAGACCAAGCUCCCAUUCACCAAUAAAGAACACAGCUGAUUCUCCAAUCAGUGAGUCAGCUGCUUCUGCGGGGUCAAGUGGCAGUGCCAACCUAGAUGCUGGCAGAAACGAUGAUUUCAAGGCCUUGCUACAGAAGAAGGGAAGCAAGACAACUCCAAGGUCCCGCCCCUCAGCAGCCGAACUGCUGAAGACCACUAACCCACUGGCUCGGAGAAUUAUUGCACAAUUUUCAAAAGACUGUGAAACUACCGAUGACCCCAGUACCUAAGUCCCGAGUUCAGUUAACAGGGUUUAGUUAUUAAACUUGAGUAGACAAAGGGGAAGAGAAAGGGUUUUAAAAAGUAAUCAUGGACAUAACAGAAGAGCCUACAUUUCUUUUACAUUAACUCACACUCUGGACAGCAGGAGACAGGUCACUUUAUCUAGAACUAAAUCAUCAGGCACUUUAAUCAUCUUCAGACCUUUUACAUUUUCAUACUUACAGUCUUGCCAUUACCCAAUUACCGAUUUUCUCCUUAUCUUCCCCCAGUGUUGUGCCCUGAGAAGAAAUUCUCAGAUGCAAGGGCACAUGUACCAUCUUUUCAAUCAAUGGCCAGGCUGCUCCAUCCCUGACUCCUGUCACUGAGGGGCACAGUGUGAGAGUGGAUUGGGGACUGCCAAAACUGGGGAUCAUAGGGUGCCAUUGCUGAUUAUUCACUUUCCUGGCAAGGCCUUGAUGGCCCUGUGUGGAGAAACAAAAAGACUCUGGUGCCUCUCCAUCCACACUUAAAUUCCCCCCACCAGAGAGGUUUAUGGCUGUGCACUUAUUUCAGCAUGGGGUUGAUUGGAUGGCUUUUGUCAUUCAAAAUAUGAAUGUGAGUGUGUCUUGAAAUUCAUGCCUUUUUCAGUUUGAUUGUCUAUGCGGAGAUCAGGGUGAUGACAUUCAAUAAUCAUGUAGACGACCCCCCCCCGCCCCCACCAACUAGGAAAAGUCAGGACUGGGUUGCUUUGGAUGAAUCAAGUUCAGCCAACAAAUGAGGCAGCCAUUUGUUCACUCAGAUCUAUCCAAGGUAACUUGUACAUUGCGCCUUGAAAUUCUUCAAGUGUCUGUCAACAAUGAUAGCUAGAAUCAGUGCCCAGCUCAUGCUGCAUUCUAAGAACUCUCGUUUCAUUUGCAUAUAACCUUCAUUACAGGAAGUAAUUAGCUGAAGGAACAGCAUCAUCAAAGGCUCAAGGAGGAGAGAAAGUAAGUGUAACUUGUCCACCUCCAUUCAGUUUAGAUUGUGGUUUGUGGUUCCUUUUGUUUUUGUUUAAAGGAAGUCUUACUCUGUUCCCAAACCAAGAAUGUAUGGACUAAAAAGAAUAUAUCCAAAACCUAAAAGGCAGCCUUGCAAGUGGCUAUGGCCCAUAACACACACACAAAAAGGGCUACUUUUUGCCAUUUAUGUUCCACUGUGUGACUGACUUUACAUUAACUAUGUUGGGGGAGAGUGUAGGAACUCGGGGGAAAUGAGAUGCUGACGGAGCCCCCAGAGCAAUCAUUGUGACUGCCCCCCACACAAGCUUAUAGGCACUAACUAUUCUUGUCAGUUCAAUUUUCUAAGCAGAGCAAGAAAAGUAAUUCAUUUGAUUUUCAUGUGUCUGGUUUUGGGGAGGUUGGGGGAGAAAAACAGUCAACGCAUUGAACAAAAACUGGCUGACCAAUAAUGGAGGGUUAAUGGUCCACAUUCCCGAGAAGGGAAAAGAAAAGUCAAAUGAAAUUGUAGCCUGAUUCCUGGACCCCUUCCUCCUUCACUGCCACCCCCCCAACCCAACAGAUUCAUUGGCCAACAUCCUGGAUGAUGCAGAAACUGCCCCAGAGACAAGCAGAUCUUGAUUUUGAUAGGUCACAUUGCUCACCAAUGAGAAGCAAGCUCUUAGCUCCACUACCCACACUCCUGCAGACAGAGCAGCUGAAAAACUACACUGAGAGCUGAGAAGACUUGGGCCUCUCAUUCAGAGGUCUUAAGCCUAGGCCCUUGGUUGGUACAGGUCUGAAUUCUAGACUUCUAAGUGCAGGCCAGGCUCAUCAACUUCUUUGCAAUCAGCACUGCCCCCUAACUUAGAGGCCACUUAAAAUAAUAAACAGUGAGUACCCAGUUGCUUUUGAAAGCAUUCAAACUAUUUGGUUUGAAGGUCCAGAUCAAAUUUCAGGGGUUUUGCCUGAAAUAAAAUAGAUUCAUUCCUGGCCUGAAUUUAUAUCUGAAUGCCACACUUGUCUGCCCCAGACUCAGAAUUCCAAAAGACAGAAACAUUUUUCCUCUGCAGGGAAAUGAAGGGGUGUUCAUGCUUUGGCCUAACAAAAGUGAAAGGCUGCCAGGGCCUUCUCAUUGGGAACCACUUUGAACAGCUGAGCUCUGAAGCCAAAUAAGAGACUCAUAUAGUACAGGAUGUGUUACUUCUACUGGUUUUUCUGGAAGCUUCUUGUUUGCUACUUCUAGUGGGUUUCACCUUUCUGUCCCUGGGUGGUUUUCCCAAAAGAUUCUAAAGCUGAAUGCCCAGACACUUUUAUGUUUUGCCGUUACCUUGAGUCUUGCUUUCCUCUACAAUAGUCUGUAUACCUGGAAUUUUUGUAACAUCUUCUGCAUCAUUACUAUGGCCUUCAAAUACCCAGUGGUGUUUCCAUUAGCACAAGAGGAUUUGGGGCAGAGAUUUUAUGGUCAGAGGUAACAUUGAGGGCAAGAAAUAUUCCUUUAAUAUUUUGCAACAGGUGGACCUAAUCCCAGGCAAACAACCAAACUGUAGAAUUUGUUAGUCACUGAUGACUAUAACACCAAACAUCUUUCCUACUCCUAAUCCUCAACCUCUCUCGUCCCCAUGAUUAUAACACCAACUCUCCCACCAAGGCACACAGCACAAUGUUUGCUGCCCUCUGUACCGACUCUGUUAAGACCAGAGAAGAGAGGCUGACAGCCCCUCCAUGUAGGCUUUCAGAGACCUAGUACCGCCACGGUUACUAGUGCAAAUAAUAAUGAGCACAAUUUUUGAGCAUGGAAUACAGAAGGGGUUCAAGUAAAAUGAAGUUUGCCACAGGACGUCAGCUUCCAAUUCAAGUUGUUUCUAUCCUUUUGUUUGCUCUGAUUCCAACCGAUAGCCACAGGUAGCUCUGCUGGACUAACCUCAGUGUAGUCAUGAGUAGAGGGAGUCAUCCCCAGGAGAGGUCAAUGGGUAGCAAAGAGUGAUUUACUCUUGGUGGGUAUUCAUUACGUAUUUGUGGUUCAGAUGUCAAGAGUAGAGAGCAAGCCAUUCUUGGUAGAGCAGGAAGCCUCGCUGGUAUCUCCUCUCCUUUGUCUGCCUCAUCUCUCACCUAAGCCUCCCACCUGGCCCCAACUUGUCCCUCAGCCCUGACUCCUGUGAACUGCAUCCCUAACCUACAGCUUACCCUUUAAGGAGGCAAGACCACAAACAGCGAAAUAGUUCGUGUUAGUCUAAUGACCUCAAAUAGACCAAUUGGUCUGAAGGCAUCACCUUGAAUGUGCAAAGACUAGAGAAGAUUCUAUAAAGGCUUACAACAAACAUUUCACUGGACAUCCAUUUUAAAUCUCUAGACAACACGGAUCAGAUUGUGAUCCUGCAGUACCUAUCUGUCUGAGCAGAUGUGUCCAUGCACCUGCCCUCUUCCUGAUAAACAAACUAUUCCUUAAAAAAUUGAGUUUGUGGCCAGUGCUCUUGUUCCUCACCAGUGCAGCCUUCCAUCAUCACCAAGUCUGUAACACAAUAGUAGGCUUUCACUUUAAUCUGAUUUUCCAGGGCCAGGACUAGAGUGAGGUGAACGAAGCGCCCACUCUCAGGGCCGCACAAGUGCCUUACCCUCGUCUCAGCCCUGCGCUUUGCACUCUAUGAAUAUCAGUUUAUCUUCUUCCUGUGAAUAAGUGUGGUUCCUCUGAUAAAUCCCUGUUGUUGCACCAAAUGUUUUAUUGCCAUCUCUUUUUUCCAUUGCUAUAAGCCUUUGUAUGCCUAUACAUCUAAGAAUAGACAAUAUUAUCAGAAAACAUGGUUGAUUUCUAAGCAACCUGCUCCAAGUGGCAAGUUAGCACCCAUUUUCAGUAGGGAUGCAGACGGAGACAGCCCUUCAGCACGAUAGUGAAUGGGCUGGAGGUCUGCCAUUGGGAUGGAUCUUCAUUCUCCUCUUUCUGCUCCAUUUUCCCCAGACCUUGCUUCCCAGCCCCAACUCUCCUGAGUGCCUCCUAGUUUGUUCUCUUUACUAAGAAAAACAUGCUCUCAGGAAAGGGAUAAAGUCCUUUAACAUCAUAAGGCUUAAUGCUACCUUUUUUGAGGGUUGCUUGCAUUAUAACAGGGGAAAAGCCUUAAGCCAAAGGAAUUGAAGUUCUGCCUGGAGAAUUCUAGGCCUCGAUUAGCUGCAAAGUGUAUUUUUCACCACAGAAAGGCCAAAUUCCCUGAAAGCUAACUCCAGAACAUAGAAAAUACCUUAAUCUCCUGGAAUUAUUGUAUUAAAUUGCUGGUGGUUGAUUAAAUAGUCCUGAUACCCCAUGCUGUUCUAUUGGACAAGGGACCAAGGGACCACAUCUACCAAGAGACUCUCAGAAAUGGCUACUGAAAGCCACUGAGAAGGCCAAGAUCAUAUUGUACAUUAACAUUUUUACACAAAUGGAAUUAAUACUAGUCAUUUUAGUGAAAGAACACAAGGACUUAGAGUUUGUGAAAAUGUGUCCUGUUUGUGAAAGGUGAAACUGUCUGAUCAAUGUCUGAUCCAUAUUGGUCUCUUGGUGGUGGUGGUAAUUAUUAAACUUGCUAGAGGUACAACUUUACUAAACACAAGCCUCUGCUUCCCCUGCCCUUAUUUAUGUUUUGUGCUAUCACUUCAGCUUGGUGUGAGAGAGACCAGAUCUAUACCAGAGCAUCCAGUCCCUCCAAAGUCUUUGCUCAUAUUUUAGCUAUAAGUCACCAAGGUAUUAGGGAUUUAAAACAACAAGAGUGGGAAGAGCUGCCUUAGUCAAAGAGCAGCAAAAAUGAAAACUUAAACAAUGACAUGGAAUAAAGUUUUAGAAUAUUCUGACACAGAUUUAUAUAGGAAUAUGGCAGUAAACAGUUAUAGCCAAAUAUUUGAGGUGCUUUUCAUAAGUUUAGCAAAAAUUAAUUUGCAUAAGUAAUGGAUUGUGUGAAAUAGGAAUAUACAUUUGUUCAGUAAAAGCCCAAAAUCAAAGCCAGUGGUUCUCAAAGUGUCAUCCCAGAAACAGCAGCAGUAGCAGCCCUGGAGUGUGUGUGUGUGUGUGUGUGUGUGUGUGUUCCAGUGAUGUUACUUCUCCAAGCCCCUGAAUCACUAUAGCCACAACUGUUCAAAUGAUUUCAAACUUUCCCACCAUUUCUGCUGUCAUCACAGUGAUUGGUCUCUGGCCAAGUGAUGUAUAUUGUCGUGUUGGUCAGGUAUACAUUUGUUUGGUGUUAAGAAAUUACCAGAUUGAAUCAACUACUCGCUUAACCUGCAGAACUCUUGAUUUGACUUAGCCAGCAUGUCUGGCCCGUUUUGGAUUUAAUUUUUUUGAAUUCACAAAUAGGAAAAAAGGAAAAAAGUGUUAUGUUUGGUAUUGCCAACCCUUAAAUACCUAUCUUCACCAAGGUGGCUGUUCUCUAGGAGGGCUCUGAUUUUAAGAUUUUGCCUACAUAGUAGAAUUUGAGAUCAACAAAUACACCAACAAAAUCUGAACUGGAACAACCAAUUAACCCCCCUCAGCUUCUUUUCAAUGCCAAGCUUUAUAGAAACUUAUUCCUUAUGUGGUGUUCCGCUUUUUUUUAAUGUCCAAUUUUACCAAAUGUUAUGCAUGCAAAUGCAACAUUGUGCUCACUGUAUAAGUCACCCCAAACUCAUUUUCUCCUCCAUAUGUGUGGUGGUAAAGAAAUAUCAAUAUGUAUGUUCUUGCCUCUCCUGAUCAAAUCUGUAAAUUACAAAUCUUUUCAUUAAUUUUUAAAUGAGAUAUAUUUACUCUGGCUAGUAGUUACAAUUUUAUUCGUUUUAUGAUAUUUCAUUGCUACUCUUUUCUACUGACUCCAAAACUUACUUUGGGGAAUAUUUCUUAUUUCUAGGUUGUUGUAUUUAUCUUAUUUCUAUAUUUAUCUGUAGCCAUGGAAUGUUAGAAGUGAAAGGGACCAACCUCUCAUUUUACACAUGAGGCCCAGAAAGUUCAAAUAACUUACACAAGGUCACACACACAGUAGCAGGGCCUGGCCUCAGUUCCAGAUCUCCUGCCUCUAGGGCCAGUGUUUUUUUUCAUUUAAAGGGCUGCAUUUAUAGAAGACCCACAGCUGGCUUCUACAUUUAUGACGCAUGGAUUUCCCAGGUAUUUCAACAAACUAAUAUAUUUGCUUUAAGGGAAACUGCUCAAGAUUUCUUUAAGUUGAAUCCAAGGACAAAUCUGAUUUUCAAUUUAGAAACAUUCAUUUCCCCUCAAAAUUCAGUAUAUGUUCCCUACUUUGUAUAUAUUUUCCCUAAAAGAAGUUUGAAAAAUGAAUUUUUAUAGAUCAAAUUCCACCUUUUAGUAGAGAAGCUUCUUUUCUAAGGGAAUCAUCUGGUGACUUCUUUUGAAAAACAAAGACUCCUCUUCUCAAUGUCCCCCAAUGUCUACUUUAUUUUUAGUAUCAACUUUUGUAAUUGGUGUUUAUUUAAAGUAGGACAAACCAAUAUAGGCUUUCCUAGAAUCUACUUUAUCCUUCCCUUCUUAAACUUUAUGAGAUAUCAGACUGUUACAUGCUCAUGAGAUAUUUAGUUGUAUUUUAGAAACUUCACCUAGCUUGAUGUUAUGUCAAUCCCUGGGCUCAAACUUUAUCUCCAUCUUAUCAAAAAAUAACAAAAUUCCCUAAUCACCUCUGUGCUCUGCAUGCAUUCUCUUUUCUGGAACAUUCUUUGCCUAGUGUGACUCUUCUCUUUAGCUAUUCUUGGGCUUCCUUCCAUGGUCCGUACAUACCUUAUUAUUCUGUGGAAUUGAGGGCAGUGUCCCUUUAGGGUUAUGCUAGUUACAUGGAGUGGUAGUUCCAGUUAUUUCCAUUGUUCCCUUGUUUCCACUGGACCUCCUCUGGUUUCUAUGUUCAGGAAUGCUCAUAGAUUGAUGGGAUCUAGACCAGGGGUUGACAAACUUUUUUGUAAAGGGCCAGAUAGUAACUAGUUUAGGUUGGGGGGGUGCACAUGUGGUCUCUGUAGCAUAUUCUUAUUCGCUGUUGUUUCUUUGUCUUACAAUACUUUAAGAAUGUAGAUACCAUUCCUAGCUCUUGGGCCAUAUAAAGCCCCAGGCUGGAUUUGACCUGCUUGUCAUAGUUUACUGACCCCUGGUCCAGACAAUGUUCUGUAACAGGCAUUUCUGUGACGGGCCCCAUGUGAUAACUGGGUUGUAUACUGGGUGAUAUGGCUCACUGCCCUCCUAUCUACUUCACUGUCAGACCAGUCUGCACAGAAGUGGGUGCAGAGGGGCUGCAUAUGCCAACCCAUUAUUCUUUGAUAGGGUACUCAUCAUUGACUCACUCACUACCUUGGUGUAGAAAUCCUCAUUCUUUUCUCCAGACCUCCUGUCCUGGUUAUCCAAUGUGCCUCUUAUUCCUUGAGUUUGAGGUAAACUGAGCGGGAAGAAUGGAUUUCUGAGUUUUCUUAUUUCUUUUGUCCCUAUAUUGGUCUCCCGAACUUUGGCUGGGGACCCUGGCCCUGGGCCAUCUGGCCUGACCUGCCCUAUAUUGCCGUCACAAGUUUAGGGCUGUCUCUGGAAAGUCUGUUGGCCCAGGCCAUGAGAUGCCAGUUUGGUAUGCAAUUUCCUAGGGAAAUCACCAGCACUCUUGAUUCCCAUAGUUGGUUUUGAAACCCAGAAUGUCCAUGUGUCCAUUUUCUAUAAUGUAAUUUGGAUCUGUUCUAGACUUACCCCAGCAAGAAAACCAAUGAGGUAUAGAAGGUAUUCUGUGUCCACAGUGUUUUCCUGUCUAAAUCCCCUGCCUCCUUGGCCCCCCAGGCCCCAGGAUGGACUCCCUGAGAUGCCCUGUGCAGCACCACAACCAGCAAGCAUUCAGCAUACCACCACCUCCUGUUUUCUGAACCUUUAAAAGGAUCCCUAGGGGUACCUGGCUGGCUCAGUCAGUAGAGCAUACAACUCUUGAUCUCAAGGUUUGAGUUCAAGCACCAUGUUGGGCUAGACCUCACCUAAAAAAAAAGAAAAAAGAAAAAAGAAAAAGAAUUCCUUAAAUAUUCCUCAAACCCUACAUCUUGCUGCCAUCUCUACCUCUCAUGCUACCUGGAAGUCUAAAGCUCAGAUUCACAUUUCACAUUUUUCUCAUGUAAGCAUUGAGAGAUAUGAGUGAAGAAGGUGUGUGCCUGUGUGUGUGAGCCUGGUUUCUCCAAUGGAACUGUGAAGGCCCCAUUGACUACUGUAUCUGUCUCUCUUUUCUCUCUCUCCCUCUCUCCCUCUCUCCUUCUCUCUCUCUCUCUCUCUCUCUCUCUCCCCCCUCCUCUCUCUCUCACACACACAUAUGCACACACACACACACACACACACACACACACACACACACUCCAUCUAGUGUUUCAUCAGUUCUCUGGUCCAGAUGUAGGUCUGAUGGGGCUGGUCAAGAAGGGGAUGAGGCAUCAUCCUGAGGAAUUUCCCUUUUUUUGUCUUUUGAAACUUUCUUUCUACUGGUUUGUGCUGGCUUCCCUCAGGAAGCCAUUUGAAGAAACUCUCUGCGACAAUUGUGAACAAGCUGACAUAUAAAGAGCAAGGACUUUAAUUUGAUAUGAACUCAGUCACUCAGACAUACCUCCCAGGCUGCAGUUUUUCCUAUCUAAGCAAAUUGCUUCUUAGGACCUUUAAGCUUCCUUUCUGUCAUUUGAGCCCAGGGAUCUACCCACGUAUUGAAAACUAAAUCUUAAAAAGUCAGAGGCAUGAGUAACUUUCAGGAUUUUCCUAUUUGAAAAUAUCUAUGAAACAGUUUCUUUCUGCCUUUGCUUUAAAAUUUCCAGACUUAGGAAGGGAACCAGGUUUAUGCCUUGGACUCUAAGGCAACAAAAGACCUACACUUGCAAAAAGCAAAAUGAGGAAGGAGGACUGGCUAGUCCUACUAUGCAUAGUCAGGAGACAGACUUUUUUGUUUCAUUAGCACUUACCAAUCAGUGCUUACUGAGUGCCAACAAUGCACUUAAGAAAAAAUAAAGGAGACGGGAAUUUACAGACCAAUAUCCUAAACUAGAAGGCAGAGAUAAGGCAAUUCCCCCAGUGAUAAGAAAGUGUCCCUGGAUAAAAAUUUCAAGAAGCAGCAGAAAUUAAGAGAGACCAUAAUCCCAGGCUUUUUAGAAUUCCAACACAAAAUGGAAGGAAGCCCUCUGUGGGGUGAUAUUACAAAGGGUUUUUCUUUUCUUUAUUUUCUUUCUUUCUUCUUUUUUUAUUCAAGCAUUCCAUACUGGCUUGCUACCAGCAAUUGAACUGUAUUCUUUAUAUAGCUAGAGCUGUUUGUGUCUUCUCGAAAUAAACUGUUUCUGUUAAAAUCA